Molecule: messenger RNA, 1046 nt
Organism: Lynx canadensis (Canada lynx)
Lineage: Eukaryota; Metazoa; Chordata; Mammalia; Carnivora; Felidae
Gene: FAM174A
Product: family with sequence similarity 174 member A
Exons: 3
Coding region: 131-709 (192 amino acids)
Source: RefSeq, a predicted model, not a curated record
CUGCCACGGCUGGGCCUCAGUUCCCGAUUUGGUCACCUCUUCUUCGUUCUCCACUGCGCCCAUGGUUCCUCUUGGAGCCAGGGCGGCGAGCCUGGCGGCUCCCGCGUGGUGAGAGGACGGUCCGGGGACGAUGAAGGCCCCGCACUGCAACUGCUGCCUCAGUCCCCUCUUGAUCUCCGCUUUCCUGCUUCUGCUACUGCUGCCAGGUUUGGGAGGGCCUUUGGCUGUGCUGCUGCAGGCGGCCGAGGCCGCGCCGGACCCCGGGCCUCCGGACCGCGGGCCGCGGACCCUGUCGCCCGUGCCUCCGGGUCCCGCCGUUGCCCAGUCCACGGGCCGCGCUCCCGCAGAAGCUAAAGGGCCGCGGGGCUCUGAGGGAGGCAAUGGCAGCAGCCCCCGGGCAGGACUUGCGUCAGAAGACUCAGGAGGGAAGGCCGGGGAAGAAGACUCAUUGGGUGGCAGCCUUGCUGUGAGCCCCAACCCCGGUGACAAGCCAAUGACCCAGCGGGCCCUGACCGUGUUGAUGGUGGUGAGCGGCGCGGUGCUGGUGUACUUCGUCGUCAGGACGGUCAGGAUGAGAAGAAGAAACCGAAAGACUAGGAGAUACGGAGUUUUGGAUACUAACAUAGAAAACAUGGAGUUGACACCUUUAGAACAAGAUGAUGAGGAUGAUGAUAACACUUUGUUUGAUGCCAAUCAUCCUCGAAGAUAAGAAUGUGCCUUUUGAUGAAAGGACUUCAUCUUUCUACAAUGAAGAGCAGAAUUUCUAUGUUUAAGGAAUAAGAAGCCACUUUAUCACUAGGGGCGGGGUAUUUAAGUUAUAUAUAUUAUAACAACCUUUAAUUUGUUGUUGCAAUAAAUACUGUAUCAUUUUGUUAUGUCUUUGAAUGUACAGGAGUGCUCUUAAUGGGCUCACAGUUGUUGGGAGUGAACUGCACUAUAGUAGAAAUCUGUGUGAAAAUUACUUUAAAGCAGGGUGUUUUCUGAUCAGUUAUUGUUUCUUGCUUACGAUAUUGUUGUAAACAGUUUUAUAUAUUAAUCAGUUAAUG